Colias croceus (clouded yellow) is the source of this 1092-nucleotide messenger RNA. RefSeq names its product CD63 antigen-like. The transcript is spliced from 5 exons. Bases 21 to 893 code for a protein of 290 amino acids. NCBI's taxonomy places the organism in Eukaryota, Metazoa, Arthropoda, Insecta, Lepidoptera, Pieridae. The record is from RefSeq and is a predicted model, not a curated record. Gene Ontology annotation, cellular component: membrane.
UACGUGCUAUUGUUUCAAGCAUGGCGCAGAAUAAUCUAGAAGUUGGGAUGAAGUGCAUAAAGUAUAUGCUGCUGUGUGUUACAGCAAUAUUUGUGCUAACCUCAGCGCUCAUUAUCUCCGUGGGCACGACGAUCUACGCGAUAUACUACGAUGUGUCGUUCUUCCUGUACGACCAGAUGUUUUCGCCGGCCACCUUCAUCAUCGUGAUCGGUGUUAUCAUGCUGUUUGUGUCCCUGUUUGGAUGUAUUGGCGCUUUGAAGGAGAGCACGUGUUUGGUGAACAUCUUCGCAGUAAUCCUCAGCCUGGUGCUUGUAUUGGAAUUGGCAGCUGCGAUCGCUGCGUACACCCUUCGUUCACAAGUCACAGGCAUGCUUGAUGAGAACCUUCGAGAGACCAUGCCGUACUAUUACAACAAUGCUGAGGUCGCUGGCAGCUUCGACUUCAUUCAGAGCAGACUAAACUGCUGCGGUGUGGACAGCUAUCUAGACUGGAACGAGGUCCACAACGCGCCCGCCAACGAGGGCAUCGCAGUGUCCAACUUCACAGUCCCUUACAGCUGUUGUGCGCAAACCCGUACACAAAUUGUAGGCGAGCUGGAGGUUGAGGAGUGCGAGAAGCUAUACGCUAAUGGAUGUCUUCCCAGGAUCACGUACUUGGUGUACCAAAGCGCCGGACUUCUUGGCGCUGGCGCUAUGACUAUUGCGUUCAUUCAGGUAAUCGGCAUAGUGUUCUCAUUCUCGCUGGCCAGUUCGAUCCGCAAAGCGAAGUCAGAGCGCGAACGCCGCCGCUGGGAGAUUCAAGAGCGUAUGAUCAACGCCUACACUUCUCUGAAUCCGGACACUGAAAAGAAACCAGUUGUCUAUGUCCCGUUCCACGGACAAACCACGGCAUAGACAUUUUUAAUCUGUGAUUUAUUUUUGCCAAAAAUUUUCCCGCCAAGUGGGAUAGCACAUUAUAAAGCACAGUCUACGUUCUAACCUCAGUAUUUUAUUUAAAGGUUAUUUUUUACGAAAUUGCAUAAAUAAAUCACGUUACUUAUAUGAAAUACCUAUCUAUAAUAUAAGUCCUUAAUAAAAUAUGUUUAAACGUGGU